Molecule: messenger RNA, 1080 nt
Organism: Symbiodinium pilosum
Lineage: Eukaryota; Dinophyceae; Suessiales; Symbiodiniaceae
Source: the annotation of a GenBank genome assembly
AUGUACGCACGAAAGGACACCGAUCACCUCAAGCUCAUCGACUUUGGGCUCAGCAAAGUCUGGGAGCCAAACACGAAGAUGGAGGCCAGCUGCGGCACGCUGGGCUACAUAGCACCCGAGGUGCUGAACAAGACCUACAGCUCCAAGUGUGACCUGUGGUCUCUUGGUGUCAUCGUGUACAUCCUCCUAUCUGGAUGCAUGCCUUUUGCUGGCUCUGAACAGCAUCAGAUCGUGUGCAUCAUGUCCGGCAUGUACGACAUGGAGGACGAGGAGUGGACAACUGUGUCUGCAGCGGCCAAAGACUUUGUCAGGAAGCUGCUGGUGGUGGAUGCUGCAAAGCGUAUGAGCGCUGACGAAGCCCUAGGGCACUCCUGGAUCAAGGAUCGCGAGCGUAUGCUGUCUGAGAGCUGCCGCGUGGACCGUUCUGUUGUUGAUGCUCUGAGGAAGUUCGAGCAAGCCUCAAAGUUCAGGCGUGCCUGUAUGUCCGUAAUGGCGUGGUCGCUCACCCACGAGGAGCGUAAGUCGGUUGUAGAUGCGUUCCUGGAGCUCGACACAUCGCGAAGAGGAACUAUCCGACUUCACGAAAUGCGAGACAUUCUGAGCCAAUUCGACAUCCCGGACCAGGAAGUUGCCGAGAUUUUCCACGCUUUGGACUCCAGCCACUGCGACGAGGUGCACUACAGCGAGUUUCUGGCAGCUAUGGUCUCAUCUCGAAUAGCCAUGCACGAUCAACUUCUUCGCUCAGCCUUUGCUCGCUUUGAUGUCGACGGCCACGGGUUCAUCUCCCGUGAGAGUCUUCACAAGCUCUUGGGGGACUCCUUUGAGGGUGCUCCUGUUGAGGAGCUGCUUGCUGAGGUGGAUCCUGAGCAGAAGGGCAGAGUGUCUUACGAACAAUUCGUUGCAUACCUACGAAGCGGCAGUGUGCAGGAAGAUCAUAUGCAUGUGGUGAAUUCUGUGAUUGACGGUGAGCUCAAGCGCACUGGGGGUACAAUGCAGGAUGAGAUCACGGGCAGUCCGUCUAAGCUGGCGAUCAAGCGCAGACGUCUAGAAGCACAAAAUGCUGAGACAACUUCGCCUUAG